This is a messenger RNA of Fukomys damarensis (Damara mole-rat), 3157 nucleotides long. It is a transcript of the gene Slu7, whose product is annotated as SLU7 homolog, splicing factor. Gene Ontology annotation, biological process: mRNA splicing, via spliceosome. NCBI's taxonomy places the organism in Eukaryota, Metazoa, Chordata, Mammalia, Rodentia, Bathyergidae. Bases 104 to 1861 code for a protein of 585 amino acids. The transcript has 16 exons. Gene Ontology annotation, cellular component: spliceosomal complex. The record is from RefSeq and is a predicted model, not a curated record. Gene Ontology annotation, molecular function: pre-mRNA 3'-splice site binding.
GCAGUGGCUGUUGGGAGAAGGCCGAGAGCCCGGAAGUAAACAUUCACGGCUUAGCUGCCUUGGUUUUGGUGUCGGGGAGGCUGAACUGGAAAGCCCCGUCAUCAUGUCGGCAGCAGCUGUGGAUACAGUUAACGCUGCCCCCCUGUCAGGGUCCAAGGAGAUGAAUUUGGAGGAACCAAAGAAGAUGACCAGAGAGGACUGGAGAAAGAAGAAGGAGUUAGAAGAACAGCGAAAAUUGGGCAAUGCUCCUGCGGAAGUUGAUGAAGAAGGAAAAGACAUCAAUCCUCAUAUUCCUCAGUAUAUUUCUUCAGUACCAUGGUAUAUUGAUCCAUCAAAAAGACCUACUCUAAAGCAUCAGCGACCACAACCAGAAAAACAAAAGCAAUUCAGCUCAUCUGUAGAAUGGUACAAGAGAGGUGUGAAAGAGAAUUCCAUAACUACUAAGUACCGCAAAGGAGCAUGUGAGAAUUGUGGGGCCAUGACACAUAAAAAGAAAGACUGCUUUGAGAGACCAAGGCGAGUCGGAGCCAAAUUUACAGGUACUAAUAUAGCUCCUGAUGAACACGUCCAGCCCCAGUUAAUGUUUGACUACGAUGGGAAGAGAGAUCGGUGGAAUGGCUAUAAUCCGGAAGAACACAUGAAAAUCGUGGAAGAGUAUGCCAAAGUGGAUCUGGCAAAACGAACAUUGAAAGCCCAGAAACUGCAAGAAGAAUUAGCCUCAGGAAAAUUAGUAGAACAAGCUAAUUCUCCAAAACACCAGUGGGGAGAAGAGGAACCAAAUUCUCAGAUGGAAAAAGAUCAUAACAGUGAAGAUGAGGAUGAAGAUAAAUACGCAGAUGACAUUGACAUGCCUGGACAGAAUUUUGACUCUAAGAGACGGAUUACUGUCCGGAAUCUCAGGAUUCGAGAAGAUAUUGCAAAAUAUUUGAGAAAUUUGGAUCCAAAUUCCGCCUAUUAUGAUCCAAAAACUAGAGCAAUGCGAGAGAAUCCAUACGCCAAUGCAGGAAAGAAUCCAGAUGAAGUGAGUUACGCUGGGGACAAUUUCGUUAGAUACACAGGAGAUACUAUUUCAAUGGCUCAGACACAGUUGUUUGCUUGGGAAGCCUAUGACAGAGGAUCCGAAGUUCAUCUACAAGCAGAUCCUACAAAACUAGAGCUGUUGUAUAAGUCCUUCAAAGUCAAAAAAGAAGAUUUCAAAGAACAGCAGAAAGAAAGCAUCCUGGAAAAGUAUGGUGGCCAAGAGCACCUGGAUGCACCUCCGGUUGAAUUGCUGUUAGCCCAGACUGAAGACUACGUGGAGUACUCCAGGCAUGGCACGGUCAUUAAAGGACAGGAGCGGGCCGUUGCCUGCUCCAAGUACGAGGAAGAUGUGAAGAUCAACAAUCACACACAUAUCUGGGGAUCUUACUGGAAAGAAGGCAAAUGGGGAUACAAAUGCUGCCACUCGUUUUUCAAGUAUUCGUAUUGUACCGGGGAAGCUGGGAAGGAGGUCAUUAAUUCAGAGGAAUGUAUUACAGAUGAUAUAAGUGGAGAAGAAUCUAUGAAAAAACCUCAGACCCUCAUGGAGAUGCAUCAGGAAAAAAUAAAAGAGGAGAAAAAGAAGAAGAAAAAGAAAAAGAAGCACCGAAAGAGCAGCUCAGAGAGUGAUGAUGAGGAAAAGAAACAAGAAAAAUUGAAAAAGGCAUUGAAUGCAGAGGAAGCCCGCCUCCUUCAAGUCAAGGAGAUCCUGCAGAUCGAUGAGAGGAAGCGGCCUUAUAAUAGUGUCUAUGAAACUCGGGAGCCCACUGAAGAGGAGAUGGAGGCCUACAGGAUGAAACGUCAGAGGCCAGAUGACCCCAUGGCCUCUUUCCUUGGACAGUAGUACCUAGUCAUGAACGGUCAUCCCGGACAGACAACUGACAUACUGUCUUCAGCGUCUUGAUAAUUGUAGGUAGAAGAGUCCUUGCCUACCCUUCCAGCUGCCUAAUUGUAAUAAAGCUUCAAGAGUCUCAGUGUAUUCUUUUCCACACUGAAGAAACAAAGUAGAACAAAAACAAAGAGGAAAUACAUUAAAUAUAGAUUAAGAUAGGAAAUAAUCUAAUUUUACAUUAGUGAUGGGGAAAGGUCUUCGUUGUCUCUCUAUCAAAAUGUCUUCUACUCGGCAAUUAAGUCUAUUUCCUCAGUUUUUCUAGCCUUUUAUCUAAUAGUAUUGCACACUUUUAAGGUAGAUUUAUUACUUUAUCAGAAUUAGAACUUUUUUAAACUGCUAGUGAUUGCAGGAGUAAUGUAACUUUAUAAUUGUUUUGUUUAUAAUUAAUUUGUUUUAAAUGGCCUGAAACAAAAAUUUAUUCUAACUUGGUCUUUGGUUAACUGAAAGGCUAUUUGUAGAACAUGUAAAUGACUUUAUUCUCCCAUGUAAAUCUGUGAAGUAACUAAUAUGUUUUUAUUUGAUUAUUAAAUUUAAUUUUAAUACAUUUCCUUGAAGCUUAUGUACAGAACCAAAUUUGUUAGCCUAUGAAAGGAAGAAGAAAAAACUUACUUUCUCAUCCUUGGGUCAGCAUUGACUAAUCAGUACUUCUACCAUGCUACACAUGAUUUAGCCAUAAAAAUCUGUUCCUUUGCUUGUGAUACUACCAUGUUUGUGGUUACCUUGAGGUAACAAUCAGGAUAUUAAAUUUUAAAAGAUUCUAGAACAUCCAAAGUACCUAAUCUUCAUUGCCAGCAAGUGUCACUAUAGAACUUAGCAGACCAAAACCUGAAGUUAAAGUUUCCUUCGGACCUGAAAGGAUGGCUUAUGGGAAUCCGAGUAACUGAGACUGCUGUGACCCUCAAGCCACUUCUGCGGACAUUGUGAAGAUAACACGGACAGCAUGAGACAGCCUGUUUCUUAAGAGCCCCUGACAUGAGUGCCUUCGCGUACCAGUUUUCUAGUCUCUCAGAAAGCACUUGCAGAAUAUGGUGUUAAGUCAGCAUCAGGAAUGACAGGAAGGAGAAAUGCUGUUAUGGAUACAGAAGGUGCACCGGUUCACACUGGGAUGAAACUGAAACAGCAGUGCAAUAGGUCUGAUUGCUUUCUUUAAAGAAAAUUUUGUUUUCAUAUUCCUUAACAGGAUGGCUCAACAUAAAACUCUUAACACUGGUGUCCAUUUCAUACUUUCUUUUGUUAAUAAAGGUAGGU